AUGGCAAAUAACAUAAGUUACACCUUCAAAAGUUCAAUGAAUAUUACAGCAUCCUUCUGCCAGACUCUUGAACCGUUUUUAGACGUACAAGUCAGAGACAGUUUGCCUAAUUUCUACAUUAUAGCUUCAGUUGUAGCCUGUGUAUUUAACAUCAUAACUUGCUGCGCUACACUUUUGCUUAACACAAUGGUCAUUCUGUCGAUUUGUUGGACUCCAUCGCUACGCCAUGAAACCAAAAACAUUUUGCUUUGUUCGCUGGCAGUUUCGGACUUUUUUGUUGGUUUUUCUUGCCAACCUUCCUUCGUGGUCGCAGAAAUUUGCCUUAUUUUGGGACGAAUGGAAUAUUACUGCUAUGCUGUGUUUAUUCACUUUUACACGAGUUGGUUGUUUAGUGGUGUUUCCUUCUUAACGCUUUCAGCUAUCAGCGUCGAGCGAUAUCUCGCCCUUCACUUUCACCUCCGAUACACCGAGUUAAUAACUACUACUCGGGUGAUUAUCACUGUAUUUAUUUACUGGUUCAUAUGGAUAACAUGGAUAACAAUUUUGUGGUUUGGAGUAAGGAUUCGACUUUUCACCUACAUACUUGUGGCUUUCUGCUGUCUGAUAGCUCUUGGCGAUAGCCUCUGUUAUGUUAUGAUUUUAAAGACUGUGAAAAGGCACAAUCUACACAUGAAACAUUUACGAUCUCAAGAUGGGAGGGACAUGGCCAGAUUUCGCCGCACCACAAACACCAUGAUUCUUCUUGUGGGCGCGUUUGUUGGGAGUUAUAUUCCAUUUGUUAUUACAACUGCAACCAGUGCUUUACAAGCGAAGGAAGACAUGAGAGUAUCGGUUGCUCAUUGCGUGGCAGUCGCGUUGGUAUUUACGAACGCGGCGGUAAACCCUCUGAUUUAUUUCUGGCGCGUGAGUGAGUUACGAGAGGCUGCGAAACGAACUCUAAGGAAAAUCCAUUUGAUGAGGCCUGAAAACCUCGUCGAGUCAGAGUUUGAUUCAAGGUUAUGA
Porites evermanni is the source of this 1002-nucleotide messenger RNA. The record is from the annotation of a GenBank genome assembly. NCBI's taxonomy places the organism in Eukaryota, Metazoa, Cnidaria, Anthozoa, Scleractinia, Poritidae.